Messenger RNA from Durio zibethinus, 1128 nucleotides. The record is from RefSeq and is a predicted model, not a curated record. Lineage: Eukaryota; Viridiplantae; Streptophyta; Magnoliopsida; Malvales; Malvaceae.
AUGGUCAAGAAAAAUACAGGUAUACACUGUAGUAAUCACAAGCUCUCCAAGUUAAGACAAGCUGGAAACAUAUUCCUUACAAAUUCCAUUUCAAGAACUUGUUUUACAACACCUUCCUGUAAUAAUACGUGUAUCAGUUCCACUUUUGUACAAACUACAAAAUUUAAGGACCUUAGAUCUGUUAGUGUGUUAGUGGUUGAAGUAACUAGGUAUGACAUUUCUACUGGUACUGUUGUAACAAUGAAAAAUAAGAAGGAACCACCACAACUUCUUGCAAAUCUAACAGUAACUCAAAUGAAAAAUUAUAGUGAAGAAAAAGCGAAGAGGUACAAGGCUAAAAGCUAUAUUGAGUCUUCAAUUUCUAAUGACAUAUUCAUCAGAAUCAUGACUUGUGAAACUGCAAAACAAGCUUGGGACGUGUUCAAGGAAGAAUUUCAAAGUAGUGACAAGACAAGACAAAUGCAAGUGUUGAAUCUUAGAAGAGAGUUUGAAGUCUUAAAGAUAAAGGAGUCUGAAAAUUUAAAAGAGUACAAUGACAGAUUCAUGAAGAUAGUAAACAAGAUUAGAUUACUUGGUGAGAAGCUGUCAGACAAAAAAAUUGUAGAGAAGGUUUUUAUUAGUUUACUAGAGAGGUUUGAGUCAAAAAUCUCAUCCCUUAAAGACUCCAAGGACCUAACCAAGAUAACUCCAGUAGAAUUGUUCAAUGCUUUACAAGAUAACUCCAGCAAAGAAGGGCUAUCAGAUAAAAGGAUUCAACAGAAGAUGCUUUUUACAGCCAAAAAGAAAGGCAAGAUGCAAACAGAAAGCAAAGGCAGAAAACAAGGAGAUCAAAGAAACAAAGGUUUUAGAAACAAUGAAAAGAAAGGAAAAUUUUCACCUUGCUCUCACUGUAAAAAAACCACUCACUUGGAGAAAUAUUGCUGGUACAGACCUGACAUACAAUAUAAGUACUAUAAACAGCUUGGUCACAUAGAGAAGCUAGAAGAGCAAGUUUUUGUUGCAACUUGCUAUGGAACCAGAACCUCCUCAAGUGCAUGGCUCGUUGACAAUGGCUGCACACACCAUAUGGCAUCUGAUAUCAAUAUUUUCAAAGAACUGGACAUACUUGUACCUUUAAAGUCAGAAUAG